GCAGCGCACUGAUAAGAUCACACAGCUUGCAAUUCUACGCUGUCAUCUGAAUUCAACACCAGCUGUCUUUACUCUGGUCCCUGCAAGAUGCCAGCAGCCCUUGCAGAGAACAGCCAGGUUAUCUGUGAAGUAUGGGCGAACAAUCUGGAAGAAGAGAUGAGGAAAAUUCGAGAGAUUGUUCUAAGUUACAGCUACAUUGCAAUGGACACAGAGUUUCCUGGAGUUGUUGUAAGGCCGAUUGGUGAAUUCCGCAGUUCCAUAGACUAUCAAUACCAGCUCCUUCGGUGUAACGUUGACCUUCUGAAAAUUAUCCAGCUGGGUCUGACUUUCACAAAUGAGAAAGGAGAAUAUCCUUCCGGCAUCAACACCUGGCAGUUUAACUUUAAAUUCAACCUUACCGAGGACAUGUACUCUCAGGAUUCCAUAGACCUCCUUGCCAGCUCUGGGCUGCAGUUCCAGAAGCAUGAAGAAGAAGGAAUCGAUACCCUGCAUUUUGCCGAGUUGCUUAUGACAUCUGGGGUCGUCCUUAGUGACAGUGUGAAAUGGCUGUCCUUCCACAGUGGUUAUGACUUUGGCUACAUGGUGAAGCUGUUGACAGAUUCCAGGUUACCAGAAGAGGAACAUGAAUUUUUCCAUAUCUUGAACCUUUUCUUCCCAUCUAUCUAUGAUGUAAAGUACUUAAUGAAGAGCUGCAAAAACCUCAAGGGUGGCCUUCAAGAAGUGGCAGAUCAGCUGGAUUUGCAGCGAAUUGGACGACAACACCAGGCAGGAUCGGACUCUCUUCUCACGGGAAUGGCAUUCUUCAGAAUGAAAGAGUUGUUUUUUGAGGAUACAAUUGAUGAUGCAAAGUAUUGUGGGCGGCUGUAUGGCCUUGGCACAGGAGUGGCUCAGAAACAAAAUGAAGAUGUGGACUCGGCCCAAGAGAAAAUGAGCAUUUUGGCUAUUAUCAACAACAUGCAGCCGUGAUAAGCGGUACCCCUCAGCAGAACAUGGUUACCAUAUUGGCAGCUGCUGUCUUCAACCAUUUUCCCUAAUAGUGUCUCAAACAAAAGGCAUCUACAGUACACAGCCUGCAGAAGGCCUACAGUUUUGCUGAAGAGCUGCAUCUUCAUUUGAAACCCAGAAGAAGAGAAUUGACUGAAUUCCUAAUGCCAGCAUUUGUGGUUUGCCGUCUUUUUAAUACCAAGGGCAAAAGACAGAACCUACUGUGUAUACCUCUGUUUUUUUCCUCUUUAUACUGUACAGAAUCUGCAAGGAAGACUUAACAGUAGCAUAUUCAGUAGAGCUAAGGGUCUGGAAAUCCAGUGAAAAUGGACACAGACAUGCACACAAAUUUGCAAAUUGUGCUUUAUAAAGCUUAUUUUAAAACUUCUGCAUGUUGUGAGGGUGACUGCUUCACCUCAUGUUUUGCUUAUUUUAUCAUUGUGUAGUCUGUGGAAAUUGCUCCCUUUGAUCACUGCAGAGGUUUGGGAACGGAUGACAUUAAAAAUGAUCCUUGCAGCUAAAAAUAUUCAGAGAUUUGCUUUAACAACGAUGGGAAUGGAUAUUACUGGAGCUGAUUUGAUCAGCUCUCCAUAGUUUCUAAUUCUGUAUGGUACAGGUUUGACCCAUACUGAGCCUCAGCUUAGUUCUUGUGGGUAUUAAUAAACUGUUCUGGAAAUAGAUUAAGACGCCUAAAAGUUCACCUUUGACAGGGGGUUGGACCAAUACUCUGACUUCAGUUUUCUUCAGUUUAACCUACAAAUUUUAUUCUUCUCCUUGCAACACAAGUAGUUCAGCAGAUGGAUAAAUAUUUGUUCCUCUUCUCCCCCCUGCUUCUCCAGCCCCUAAUUUUACUAUAUGCUUAACAACAGACAAAACAGGUCUAUUUCUUUUCAUUCCAAACACCUGAAAAGUAGUUAGAGGAACAACUUGGGAUUCUGACUUUUUAAAAAAUGAGCUAUUCUAUAGCAUGGUUUUUUUCAACAGCUCUGUAAUGACAUUUCUUAA
This is a messenger RNA of Aptenodytes forsteri (emperor penguin), 1989 nucleotides long. It is a transcript of the gene CNOT8, whose product is annotated as CCR4-NOT transcription complex subunit 8. Bases 88 to 966 code for a protein of 292 amino acids. Gene Ontology annotation, cellular component: CCR4-NOT core complex; CCR4-NOT complex; P-body. The record is from RefSeq and is a predicted model, not a curated record. The transcript is spliced from 6 exons. Gene Ontology annotation, molecular function: nucleic acid binding; poly(A)-specific ribonuclease activity. Lineage: Eukaryota; Metazoa; Chordata; Aves; Sphenisciformes; Spheniscidae.